CUAAAAAUAAGCUAGGAAAGCCAAAAUUCUUUUAUACAAAAGAGGAAAAAAAAUUUAGUUAAAAAAAAAGUUUAGAGCAUGGCCACCAUGCCUUCUGGGGCCAGCGUGCAUGCCCUGCAGCGCCUGGUGGAGCAGCUCAAGCUGGAGGCCAGUGUGGAGAGGAUCAAGGUCUCUCAGGCGGCUGCAGAGCUCCAGCAGUACUGUAUGCAGAACGCCUGCAAGGAUGUCCUGCUGGUUAGUGUUCCCGCAGGGAGCAACCCUUUCUGGGGGCCCAGAUCCUGUGCCCUGCUCUGAAGACUGUAGGAAAGAAGUUCGCUAAGGAAUGCCUUCAGGCGCAAAGUGAUGAAUGACUGCCUCCAAGUCUCAAGAAAACAUUUUUCUCUCACCAAAUGACUUUUAGGUAUUUCAGACCUUUCCUGUGGGCUGGUCUUAUAGCCAGAAUUCUACAUAAAUUCAUCAGUUGCAACUCAACUAGGGAACCUGGGUGAAGGAGUAGACUUUUAAAUAAUAAUGAUAGCCCGGUUUGUUUGGUGAAGUGCUUUAUACUUAAGAUAAACAAAAACCGUACCGCCCAAUAUACAAAAAUGCACCUCAUUCAUAAGUGAAUUACUAGUGUUUCUAUACCUGAAAUAUUAUGUGUGUUUUAUUUACUGAAUGUUUACAUUUUGGGAAGGAAAACAUUUUUGUUUAUUAAAAAAUUGAAUAUUUGUAAUUUGUUGUUCCUAAGAUUUUUACACCAUAACAAAACUUGUCCUUCUCUCAUGAAUUUACAGUUUCUAAAUGCAGGCAAGCCAAUAUGAAAUUGAGGGGGAGGAAAAGACUUAAUUAAUCAAAUGAUGUC
Molecule: messenger RNA, 841 nt
Organism: Miniopterus natalensis
Lineage: Eukaryota; Metazoa; Chordata; Mammalia; Chiroptera; Miniopteridae
Source: RefSeq, a predicted model, not a curated record